AUGGCACUACCUAGUUCCUUCUCCGCAAUAUCGAAUCAGCUUUCUCAGGACCUUCAUUCAUUGUCUUCGGAAUCUAAAAGAAGGAACUCAGAAGUCAAACGUGCAAGUGAUAAAUCUUUGCAAAUCAUAAGAAUUGUUCAUAGUUUUGAGGAGUUAGAACGUCAUCCUGAUUUUGUAAUACCAUUCGUUUUAUCAUGCAAAUCUGGGAAUCCCAAAUUUACUACACUUGCUAUGCAAUGUUUACAGCGCCUGGCGAUUCAUAAAUCUAUACCUAAAGAGCGAAUUGAGCAGGUAUUAGAGGCCUUGAACGAUUCUAGUCAAUUAGCUGUUGAAAUUCAGCUAAAAGUACUGCAGAUAAUUCCUAUAUUUUUCACUACGUAUGGGAAGGAUAUUACGGGACCCCUAUGUGCUAAGCUGCUACUUUGUUGUUCUAACCUUUUAGUAACUCCUAGUAAAUCUCCUGUCGUUGUAGGUACAGCUAGUGCUACUCUAAAGCAACUUAUUAGUGAUGUAUUUGAACGGUUAAAGUAUCCAGGGGAUGGCUCAGAUCUUUACGAUGUUGCAGUGGGAAAUGACGAGAAGAUAAGGGUCAAUAGUUACAGGCAUGAUGCCAAUCUGCUAUUUGCUGACCUGUGCACUAUUCAUAAUACACCAGGAAGAGACCAGUCAUUAUUAGAUAGAAAUUGCAUUACAGAAGAAUAUGGUUUGGAACUUUUAGAAACAGUCUUUCUAAAUUAUGAGCUCCUUUUCUUAAAGUAUGAAGAUCUAUUAUUUCUACUGAGAACUAAGGCUGUGCCUCUGCUUCUCAGAUCUGUUUCUUCAUCCAAAAGCUUUCCAAUUGUGGUAAGAAGUUCUCGUUGUAUAGCUCUACUCAUAAAAGUGCAAUAUUUGACGCUUUUGGAACUAGAGUUGGAAGUUAUAUUGUCUUUGUUGAUACACACAUUGUCAUCUAAGUCAGACGCGAAACAAUGGAGAAGAAUAUUAAUUCUCGAGAUAUUCCAAAGUGUUUUUGCUAAGGAAGGGAUGAUUUUAGAGAUUUUCAAGGCUUACGAUGCUCUUGAAUCCCGGAAACAUGUUAUUACUUCGCUAUUAGAGACCCUCAAAGAAAUGUUAGACCAUGAGAUAUUUGUAGACAUCUUGAAGGAGACGCCGAUUUUAAUGAGCAAUGAACAUCCUUUAGUUGUGCAGGAGUCUUAUUCUUCACGCGUGAUGUCGUUAGAUCUCUUAGAUAAACCAAAUGCACCAGCUGCAGACCAAACAUAUAUUGUAUUCCUAUUACUGACUAUUUCUAACUCAAUCUCAAAUUGCAUUGGUUCUCGUGCUGCUGCUGCAUCCCAAGAUGAAGACAGGCAAACCUUAGAUGAAUUAGCGGAUAUGUAUCAAGAGGUGUAUCCAAGCUUAUUUGCCAUCCAUAAAAAGUUUCUCUAUUCAAGUAAUUUGGAUAAUGGGUCCUUUCAUAGCUUGGUGCGCGCAUUCCAGAAACUAGCGCAUGCAGCAGGAAUACUGUCAUUCGACAACGAACUUGAUCAGUGUCUCCUAGUAUUUUGCGUAGCAACAAUUCUAAAUGACAAUGGUGUAAACUCGUCUACUGAUUCUGCCGGUACUCAGGCACCACAGACUGCCGCAGUGUUACAUGCUAUAAGUGACACAAUAAUGAGGAAGCCUUCAACAGCACUUUCUGCUAAAGAUCAAUAUAAGUUACCUUCUAGAAACUUUCACCAAAGGAAUCUGAGUGUAUUUAGGGCAUUAAUUUCACUAUCAAUAUCUUUGGGCUCAACUUUCACGGAGACAAAUUGGAACUAUACCUUAGUAGCUUGGCAAUGGACUGCUUAUUACGUAUAUGGGCCAUGUUCCGAGUUUUUGAGCACCCACCUAAAUAUUGUUACUCCACCUGCCCCAAAUUUAACCAAGAAUGAUCUAUCUACCAUAGAAGGCAGUUUUCUGCAGCUUUUUGAAAGUACAAAAGCAUACCCCGAUGAAAGUUUUAGAGUAUUUCUCAGCUGUCUGGUUGAUAGUUCAAUUCGUCUUUUUCAUAACAAUUCAAAUGGUUUCACGGACUCUAAAAUGCAAAUUGACUCUGGCGGAAACAUUCGUGACUGCUACUGUAAUAGUUUAUUUUAUGUGGAUCGCAUUCGAGACCUUGUGAUGCACAAUUUAAACCAUUUUACUGAUACGGAAAAAGGCCAGCUUCCUUGGCUUCAACUUGUGGAAUUCAUUGUUAAACAGGUUUCAGACCGAUCUCUUUCGCCAUCACUACGGUUAUAUGUGUCCCGGGUUUUUAUGGAUAUUGUAUCCACUAUUGUUACAAACGCUGAAGAAUUACAAGAGCCCAAUAAUAUUAACUUCGAUUCUAUUGGUAAGAUGCUGCUAGAUGCUAUGUGUAGUUUGGUUGACACCCUCAUGGAUCUCAGUGUUUCGGAAGAACAUAUUUUUAAUGGAGUUGUGAACGUGGAAUUCGAGAUAUACUUUCAAGCCUUACGAACUCUGAAGUCUUUGCUUGAAAACUUUGGUGAACAUUUGAAGAUCUCGUGGUCCACAGUAUUCAAAUUGCUAGUUUCUCCUUUUGGCAUUAUUGAGAAGGGGGUCGAUAUAAUAGCCAUGGAAACUAAUGAGAAUGCUACUAUUGUUGAAGGCAUUAGGCAAAAAUACAAAGAUCUUGUACAAUUGGCCUAUGAAGUGUUCAAGUUGAUCCCUGACAAUUUUUUACAAAACCUACCAUUGACUGUGAUGAAAGAUUUCAUUGAUACAUUAUUAAAAUUUAUCAGACAAAAUAAUGACAUGAAUAUCUCGUUUUCAUCAAUAAGUCAGUUUUGGCCAGUUGGAGAUUACUUGCGAACGAGAACUUCAAAAUCUCCUACUGCUCAAAUCAUCUCUACUACAACAAAUAAAGAUUCUGAGGUGAUAUCUUUAUCAAAAAUCCUUUCAUCAAAAACUAGUUCAGAAUUAGAUAUUUCAAACGCAUUAUGGGUAUAUUUGCUGCGUUCAUUAAUAGACUGUACCAGUGAUGAACGUCUGGAGGUCAAGAAGGGUGCUAUUCAUACAUUUUUCAGGAUUAUAGAUUCAUAUCCGUCGUUUUUCCCCUCGUGGAAACUGGUCUCUGCCAAAGUAAUAAAAAAGUUACUUUCUCUAGAGCUAACACCUCAGGAAUACGAUGAAUAUGCAGAUUUCUUGUCCAUAACGCUGCAAGGUUUAAUCCAACUUUAUUCUACCUAUUUUUCUGGUUUUUUGGAUUAUGACUGGACUGAAGAGUGGAGUUGGUUGUUCAACUUUAUGAAAAGAUUACAAUCUAGUAAAUCAUUCGAAGCUAGAUUUAUAGUUUACCGAAGCCUUGAAGAGCUCCUGAAUUCCCUGCAUAAGAUUGAAAACUUACCGAAAAAUAUAGUUGAAUCAUGCUAUGAGGUUUGGUCAACAUACAAUGUUAUCUAUAGUCAAUUGCUUCCGUCUAACAGCAAAAGAAAAGAUAAUAUAAACUGUUUAGAACAGUUGAUUCGUUGUUUUGGGCCUCUUUAUAAACUUCUGGUUGCUUUCAACUUUGUAGAUGCAAAAACAAUAGAAGAGUGCUUAGCGGUCUUUAAUACUGCAUUCAAAUAUCCGUUACUGCCAGAGCAUACAAUUGAUACAAAAAAACCUUCCGCAUUACAAUUAGGCGUUCUGGGAGCAAUGCAACAAUUUGAGUUUGACCAAGAACCAACUAUUGAACUACUUAUAUGGUAUCAGUUAAGCUCCAUGGUUGUUUUGCCUUUUGAAACUAGGAAACGUAUUGAGAGAAAACUAUCAGAAAAGUUAGAUGAUGUUUCUAAUGUAAAAAUUCCUACCUUCGAGGCCAUAAGUUAUCAAGCCUGUAUUUUGCUAGGGCAAAGGGUUACUGGUGCAAAAGGAUUUAGUUAUCAAUUUCUAGAUGAGAAAUACCUUUUAAGGACUCUAAAGCAUCUAUUUGAGCCUAUUAAAGCUAAGUCCAUGAUAGGCAUAAAUUUUGAAAAUAAAACUCCAUUAUGGGUAAUGUCAUCAAGGUGCUUUCACAACAUUUAUCGACUUGUAUUUCCUCUCCUGUCCAACAGUAGUGCGACUGAACAUAGCGAUUUGGUCAAUGAGCUACUUCAUUUAUACACAAGGAUGCUUGUUGCUCCAUUGCAACGCAAUCCUGAUGUGAACAUCCCUUCAGAAACUGAGGAAUAUGACAUUUCCGAAUAUGAAGCUCAGAGGGAUCUAUUAUUAGAAUUCAUAAGUCUGCCGUUAAUUACUGCUGAACACCUUCAUCCAUUCGUAUCUGUACUAUGGAGUCGGUCAUUCUAUUAUGCAUUUGAUGAAAUUGAUAACUACGUCAUCGAUUCCUGUCCCAACCUUCAAAAAAUCACACAGAGUUUGGCUGAUUUUGAUUUCGAAAGUAUAGUAGGAUCUACGAAGGAAUCCAACCUACUUCCAAAUUAUAAAAUUGCAACUAUUUGUUUAGAUGAUCUUAUCCGCUUUUGUCAAACGGAAGAACGAAGCCACGAUCUAAUAAGGACAAUGUCUAUCCCAUAUCUGGUUUCUCGCAUUGCCUUUGUCUUGAGAAAAUACAUCAGUGAUGAAUCCUUACUUAACAGAGCUCCAUUGCCUAAAGUAAAGAGGCUAGAACUUGUUAAGGUACUGCAUGGGCUGAACGAAGUGAUAUCUCGUCACAAGAAAACUAUUGAUUCUGAACCUGAUCAAUUAGGCUUGCGGCUCCUGUAUCCUCUAUUACUGAAGACUAUACCACUAUCUCAUAAAGUCGAAGGAUUACAAGAUAUUCUGCAAAAGUUGUCCUUAACUUUUAAUGUAUUAUUUACUUAG
This is a messenger RNA of Eremothecium sinecaudum, 4809 nucleotides long. RefSeq names its product Mon2p (gene MON2). The transcript has a single exon. Lineage: Eukaryota; Fungi; Ascomycota; Saccharomycetes; Saccharomycetales; Saccharomycetaceae. The record is from RefSeq and is a predicted model, not a curated record. Bases 1 to 4809 code for a protein of 1602 amino acids.